Penicillium taxi is the source of this 858-nucleotide messenger RNA. RefSeq names its product diphthine synthase (gene dph5). The record is from RefSeq and is a predicted model, not a curated record. The coding region runs from base 1 to 858 and encodes 285 amino acids. Lineage: Eukaryota; Fungi; Ascomycota; Eurotiomycetes; Eurotiales; Aspergillaceae. Gene Ontology annotation, molecular function: diphthine synthase activity. The transcript is spliced from 2 exons. Gene Ontology annotation, biological process: protein histidyl modification to diphthamide.
AUGUUGCAUCUCGUUGGUCUCGGUCUCGCUGACGAGAAGGAUAUCACAGUCCGUGGCCUGGAGAUUGUCAAAAAGGCCGAAAGAGUCUACCUGGAAGCAUACACGGCCGUUCUUCUCGUCGACAAGGCAAAGCUCGAAGCGUUUUAUGGCCGCGAAGUUAUCGAGGCAGACCGUGAACUAGUAGAAACUGGCAGCGAUGACAUCCUCGCCGGCGCAGACAAGGCGGACAUCGCUUUCCUGGUUGUGGGCGAUCCAUUCGGCGCAACCACGCACACAGAUCUUGUACUGCGUGCCCGUGAACUAGGCAUCCAGACCAAUGUCGUCCCCAACGCCUCCAUCAUGUCAGGUAUCGGCUGCACUGGACUGCAGCUGUACAACUUCGGUCAAACAGUCAGCAUGGUAUUCUUUACCGAGACCUGGAAGCCCUCAUCCUUCUACGAUCGUGUGCGCGAGAAUGCCUCGAUUGGCCUACACACGCUCGUGCUACUAGAUAUCAAGGUGAAGGAGCAGUCUCUAGAGAAUAUGGCGCGUGGCCGCCGCAUUUUCGAGCCGCCGCGCUAUAUGACUGUUGCACAGUGCGCAGCGCAGAUGAUUGAGACUGAAGAAGACCGUAAGGAGGCCGUGUACUCGGCUGAUAGUCUUGCUGUUGGUGCUGCUCGGGUUGGUGCGCCAGAUCAGAAACUUGUCGUUGGAACUCUUCAGGAGUUGGCAGAGGUUGAUAUGGGAGAGCCCUUGCAUAGUCUUCUGCUUUUGGGUCGGAGGACGCAUGAUCUGGAGCGAGACUACAUUCGGCAGUAUGCUGUCAAUGAGGCGACUUUCGAUGCGAGCUACUCGAAGUACUACGGAGCGAGCUCAUGA